GCGAAGGAGGUACUAACUCAACAAUACCAACCAAUGGAAAUAUAAGUGAAGUUCAUCUCACCCAUUUUCUCUAUAUAUGAUACUGAAAUAUAGAAAAAGGAAAAUGGAGCUUGUUAGCAUCCAGGGUAAAGUAAGACUUUGAGUGGGUGAUAUUCUUCCAAAAGCUCAAUCAACAACAUUCACCAUUACUCUCAAACCCUAAUAUGGUUUGAUUCUGUUGUAGCUGAUGAAGAAAAUAAGUUGUUUUCUUGGAAUUGGAAAACAAUGUCACUAUGAAUUUGUUGUCACCUAAAAUGGAUGCAAUGAUGGAUAACAAGAACUUGACAGAUGAAAUAGACCGUGCAUCUGAGCGAGAUUCUAAACCUAGUGGUAAACGAAAAUAUGAUAAGUUCGAUGUAGAAGUUGAAAUCACCAAGAACUUUAAAUUCACGUUGGGAAUGGAGUUUUCGUCUCUUCAACAGUUUAAGGAUGUUGUUCGAGAGCACAACGCGUUAAAUGGCAAGAAAAUAAAGUUUGCCAAGAACGACAAAUCGAGGGUUAGAGCCGUUUGCAAGUUUAAUAAAAAAUGUGGAUACGUCGUUUUGGUGAGUAGGGUGGUAAAGAGUGUCGUAUUUAGGGUGAAGACACUAUGCCCCAAGCAUACUUGUGGAAGGGUGGUUGUUAACAAGAGUCAUAGGUCGAAGUUGGUUGCAAAAGUCUUGGCUAAACGCAAUAACAAAGAAGAACAACCAGCUAAACAACGACCGCCAAUACAGCAAAGUUCGACAACUGCAUCUAAAAAGAGGGCGAGGUUUAAGGGAAAGAAUCCAAGUAAUGUCAAACCGACAAAGAAGAAAACAAAAAAAGGACUCGAUGUAUGUCGUACUUCGAAGAAUGAUGAAGGGUUAGAGCAAGAACAACCCAAAGUGUUUGUUGAUGGAGAGCCUCUUUACCAGAAUCAAGAAGAUAUGUUGGCUAGAAACACAUUUGCUGAGCCGGAUUCUGCAAUGAACCUUGUAGCAACAUCUAAUGAAAAGAAACGAAAGAAAAAAGUGACAAGUAAAUCGAAUUUAAAGAAGACGAGGACUAGUGAUAGAUUAAGAGCUUUGACCGUGAGAAGAAGAGUAUGUGAUGGUCCCGGGAAUAAUGCUAAAAGUCCGAUUGUGAUUGAUGAUAAAGAUGAUGAUGAUGAUGAUGCAAAAAGUCCGAUCGUGAUUGAUGAUAAUGAUGAUGACGAUGAUGGAGAAUCAUAUGAUCCGAAAGUUGGUAGUUGCAUGCAUGCCUUAAGAAAUUGGAAUGAAAUUUCCAAAAGUCCGACUCAAUAACAACACCAUUCCUCAUGCUUUCUUUAGGACUUUGAUCUGGUGGACCGUCUUUGAAGGCGUGCAAGGAACCUACCGCACAAGGCCUCAAGUUUCUUAAGAAUAAAUUAUAGGUAAAUAGGGUCUAAUAAAAUAUUUGGCGGGUUAAUUCGUAAUUAAGUAGGGUCUCUUUAUUUUUUUAUGAUUAAAUUGUGGCUAACCUACACAAGUCCACCAAAAAUUUGAGACGGCUUUGCUUGUUAUUUUAGCUCAAUUGACAAAAGUCGAUAUUAUUAGGUUGAAUGUCAUUACAAGAGUUUGAAUCCGGAAA
Molecule: messenger RNA, 1611 nt
Organism: Vicia villosa (hairy vetch)
Lineage: Eukaryota; Viridiplantae; Streptophyta; Magnoliopsida; Fabales; Fabaceae
Exons: 6
Coding region: 273-1304 (343 amino acids)
Source: RefSeq, a predicted model, not a curated record